GUUAAUAAAGAACUAAAUUGAGUAAAAAUAAUAAAGAACCAAAUAUUAGUUGAGGCCAUACUAUAGCAGUGAUCAAUGGAGGGAAAUUCAAGAUUGAGGCCAUUAUUGGGGAAUAAUAACCACGAUCUGAACUCUUUUAAUUCGCUUACAACAACUUUCUUAUCAAAGUUGCCUGAUAAGGUCCAUUCUUUGAUCCUCCAGACUGACUCUUCCUUUGACUUUGAUCCUCAUAUCUCCACAUCCACCCCCUUAAGCAAAGGGGAGAAAGAAUACUAUGAAAGACAAUUUGCUACUCUUAAAUCAUUUGAGGAAGUUGACUCGAUAGUAACCUCGAACCCCAUCGAUGUAGACGACAUAGAAAAACAGGCUCAACAUGAACGAGCAAUGAAGAUUUCUAACUAUGCAAAUGCAGCUUUGUUGGCCUUAAAGAUUUAUGUGACAAUUAGGACUGGAUCUAUGGCUAUUGCUGCUUCAACAUUGGAUUCUUUACUUGAUUUCAUGGCUGGUGGCAUACUUUGGUUCACUCACCUUUCAAUGAAGAACAUAAAUAAGUACAAAUACCCUAUUGGAAAGUUGAGAAUGCAACCAGUGGGAAUUAUUAUCUUUGCAGCUGUCAUGGCAACACUUGGCUUUCAGGUACUAAUGACUGCUGUAGAACAGCUAAUAGAAAACAAUCCUUCUGAGAAGAUGUCUUAUGAACAACUAGUUUGGUUAUAUUCUAUUAUGAUAUUUGCAACAGUGGUUAAGCUUGCACUAUGGCUUUACUGUAAAAACUCAGGAAACAAGAUUGUGCUUGCCUAUGUAGAUGAUCACCACUUUGAUGUUGUGACAAAUGUGGUUGGAUUAGUUGCAGCUCUUCUUGGUGAUAAAUUUUACUGGUGGAUUGAUCCUGUUGGUGCUAUUUUACUUGCAAUUUACACUAUUUUAAAUUGGUCUGGUAGUGUUAUGAAAAAUGCAGUUUCACUAGUAGGACAAUCUGCACCUUCUGAAGUUCUGCAGAAGUUGACAUAUCUUGUUAUAAUGCAUUCUCAAAUUAAGCGCAUUGAUACUGUUCGCGCUUACUCAUUUGGAGUUCUAUACUUUGUGGAGGUUGACAUUGAACUGCCAGAGGAUUUGCCUUUAAAAGAAGCACAUAUGAUUGGAGAAAGUCUACAAAUAAAGCUUGAGAAACUUCCAGAAGUUGAGAGAGCAUUUGUUCAUCUAGACUUUGAAUGUGAGCACAAACCAGAACACUCGGUUCUUAGUAAACUACCAGAUACUCAGCCUUAAGUAACAAUAUUGAUUUGAGUUUCAAUUGUAUGUAUCACAAGUGUGAAUUUAUCUACCUUAGCCUUCAUGUAUAGUUUGUUAAAAAAAAAAAAGAAGAAUCCUAUAUGAAGUAUUAUUAUGUUAGUCUAUCAAAUCACUUUUUAUUCUACAUUUAAAUGUUACAGCACCACAUAACACUAUUGACCAAUUA
Messenger RNA from Cicer arietinum (chickpea), 1459 nucleotides. RefSeq names its product metal tolerance protein 4-like. Gene Ontology annotation, cellular component: membrane. The record is from RefSeq and is a predicted model, not a curated record. NCBI's taxonomy places the organism in Eukaryota, Viridiplantae, Streptophyta, Magnoliopsida, Fabales, Fabaceae. Gene Ontology annotation, biological process: monoatomic cation transport; transmembrane transport. Gene Ontology annotation, molecular function: manganese ion transmembrane transporter activity.